AUGAAGCCGCGGCUGUCGGAGCAUCUCCACGCACAGAAGCGUAUCCGCUCCAACGCUGAAGACCAAUGUCACCCCGAUGACGGUCCCCAAGCGCUGGAGUUGGAGCAUGUCGAGCAAACUCCCUUCUACACUCCGCUCUACUCACGAAAGUAUGUGUGGACUUGUGUGCUGUCCGCCUCGAUAGGCGGUAUUCUCUUCGGAUACGACACUGGUGUUAUUUCGAGUGCCUUGGUGCUGUUUCAUUCAGACCUGGGUCACCCUCUCGACAACUCUGAGAAACAACUCUUGACAAGUCUAACUGGGGGAGGUGCAUUUGUGGGUGCGUUGUUGGCGGCUUUGGUCACCGAUGCGGUCGGCCGGAAGAUGGUGAUUGGAAUCGGAUGUAUCUGGUUCACUGUUGGCUCGGUAGUUGCCGCGUCGGCAUAUUCAGUUCUUCUGAUGGGAAUUGCCCGGUUUAUCAUUGGAGUUGGGAUCGGCUUUGAGACAAUGGUCACACCUAUCUACAUCGCAGAGCUGUCACCGUCUUCACUGCGAGGUCGCAUGAUUACUGUCUACUCUAUGGCAGUCACUGGCGGACAAGCUUUGGCAUACGCAGGUGGCACGGCAUUCUCCCAUGUCGAACUAGGAUGGCGAUACCUUUUUGCGCUCGGAGCACUCCCAGCGCUUGCACAAGUCGCGCUUUUCCCAGUAUACCCAGAGACACCUCGGCACCUCAUAUAUCGCGGUCGAAUUGAGGACUCUGUGGUAGUUUUGCAGCAACUAUAUCCUCGAAGUCCGCCGUCAGAUAUUCAGAGACUAGGACAUAUCAUCCGUGAGGAUGUUAAUUGCUCUGUCUCCUUUGAUCAAGGGGUCCGUCGACUGAUGUGGUCGUGGAAGCAACUUUGGUUGGUCCCUUCUAACCGUCGAUCCUUGAUCUCUGCCUGUGGAUUGAUGGCUGUGCAACAGCUCUGUGGGUUUAACAUUUUGAUGUAUUAUAGUGGGACGUUGUUUGCCGCUAUCGGCCUCACCAACCCUAUCGCCGCCAGUCUGAUCGUCUCCGGGACAAAUUUCUUCUUCACUAUUGUCGCCUUGUUCUUCGUCGACCUUGGCCGCCGUCGAAUGCUCGUAUGGACUAUAUGGGGGCUUCCAAUUGCCCUCGCCAUGGCUGCCGUGGCAUUCUCACAUAUCCCCUUAAAUUCAGCUCUGGAGCUGGAAGGCGAGGCACCAUCAUGGACCAAGGCCCUAGCUCUUGCCUCUUUGUCUAUCUUCGUUUCUUUUUAUGCGAUUGCUCUAGGGAAUAUCCCCUGGACAGCGAAUGAGCUGCUUGCCCUGGAGGUUCGGGCCAUUGGCACCUCUUUGCUAACAAUGGUGUGCUGGGGCUGCAAUAUAAUCGUUUCCGCGACUUUUCUCUCACUUGUCGGCAGCGUAACUGCUACGGGCGCAUUUGGGCUAUAUGCUGGUCUAUGUUUUGCGGGUUGGCUUCUUGUGAUAUUCACGUAUCCAGAAACUGCUGGUAUGGGGCUAGAGAGUAUCCGAGAGGUCUUCAAGGACGGGUUUGGCAUUCGAUUUGCGAACCAGACACAGCGAACAAGGCGGCACGGGUCCCACAGUCGAAUGUGA
This is a messenger RNA of Penicillium cataractarum, 1599 nucleotides long. RefSeq names its product general substrate transporter. NCBI's taxonomy places the organism in Eukaryota, Fungi, Ascomycota, Eurotiomycetes, Eurotiales, Aspergillaceae. Gene Ontology annotation, biological process: transmembrane transport. The transcript is spliced from 5 exons. The coding region runs from base 1 to 1599 and encodes 532 amino acids. Gene Ontology annotation, cellular component: membrane. Gene Ontology annotation, molecular function: myo-inositol:proton symporter activity. The record is from RefSeq and is a predicted model, not a curated record.